AUGGCGUCCUCGUUGAGCAGCACCGUAACCCUUCAAGGGACAGAGGACUACUCAGCGUCAAACCUUUUCAUGGACGCAAUGGCCAUGAAGGGGCAUAAAAACGUAAAGCGGAUGCUUGCCGUCCAGUGGCCUUCAUGGAAAGAUGUUGGUAUGGCGUCGAAUUACGAAAAUGACGCUCUGAAGUCCGUAAUAUCCAAAGCCUCCAUCUCUACCCGGAUUGGGAAGCGAAUAAUCAGAGAAACACUGGGGAUGAGCGGGGUCGUAACGUAUACCCCGGUUCCUCCACCGCAGAUGGCCAGAAUGGUUGAAGAAAUUCAGCUCAAGGGGAGCGCUCGGCAACUGCCAACUGCUAAAGAACAUCUCUCAUUGACUGAUAAGGUGAUUUCAAUAUGGACGGAAAUCCUCGGCACCGAUGUCCAUGAAAAGUCAGAUUUCUUUGAUAACGGAGGGAACUCCCUGAGCGCCCUGAGGGUUGUCUGGAGUCUCAACAAUUUGUUGCGCACCAACAUCGCUGUCGACCUUCUCUUCAAACAUCCAAUUUUGAGUGAAUUCGUCAAAGUGCUACCUCAGGAAGUCCCCAAAGAGAUUCCCCGAACAUUCGAUCCCACUUGUCCGGCUGAUCUGACAUAUUCACAGGAAAAUAUGUGGAGAAAACUCGAGCGGAUUCCAUUCCAUGAACUGGUUGCUGCUCUCGGGAGGCACCACACUGGAGGAAAUCAUCUGUUCGAGAUUUUCUUCAAUUAUCGUCAUCAGCUGGACUUUCCCACCACCGACUUUCCGGGUGCCGAUGUGGAAAUCGUCCAGGCUUCUAUGAACAAGAUUUUCAACCUCUCCAUCACUUUCGACGAGCUACCGGAAGGCACAAGGGUGAUGAUGGAGUACAACGCGAGCAAAUACCGUACGGACCUGAUCCAAGACUUGGUCAGGGAUUAUGCUGGUAACUUGUCCACAAACAGGCGAUUCAUAGGCGACUUGUGGAUCAAGUCCACCGGUUGCUGCAUUCGAGGCGAUGACGUCGUAAUCGUGGAUCUCAACUCAAACGAUGCAGUCGUAGCGAUUUUGGCUAUACUCAAACUUGGCACGGCCUACGCCCCAAUGGACAAAACCUGGCCCGAGUCGAGGAAAGCUCAAAUUGUAGCAAACCUAGAGUGCAGCAUGACCAUCUCAGACUCAACUCUUGGGAAUAUCUCGAAUCAGGAAUAUCGGAAGAAGGGGAUUCUAUUGAAUAGAACCGCAAGUAGCGAUUUGAUUUACGUGAUCCACACAAGCGGAUCCCUUGGAAUCCCAAAAGGUGUUGCCGUGAGCCACCGCAAUGUGAGCGCGUUUCUUCGUGGGGCUACACCGCAGGCAUUUUUGAGACCGGGUCGUGUUGUUUCCCAUUCAGUUAAUAUCGCCUUUGAUGUGAGUGUUUUCAAUAUCUUUGGGUCGUUAGUGAAUGGCUGCGAGCUUUGCAUGCACGACGAUAUUCGCAGGUUACCCGAGGAGCUUGGUGGCCUCCAAUGUGACGUCGUUUUCCUUACAUCUGCUAUGCUCGACGCUCUGACGGACUCUGAACUGAAUCAGAUCCAGGAACUAGAAGAAACUCUUUGUGGGAGGAGAUACAGUCCGCGACAGGAAUCUCGCAAAGGUCCUAAAAUCCGGUCUCGAUGUUCACCGAUGCUCAACGAAGCCUGCUGGGUAGCUCAGGGAGCUAAGGAGGGUGAGUUGGUCCUUGCCGGGGCAAAGGUUGCUCGAGGAUACUUCAAUGCCAUUGACAAUGAUCGUUUCGGUGUUACCAACGGGAUGCCAUACUAUCGUACCGGCGACAUUGUCAGAAGCGAGAAAGAGGGAUUCAUUUACAGAGGAAGACUUGACUCUCAAAUGAAAGUUCGUGGCCAUCGAAUAGAGGGCGAGGAGGUGGAGAAAAAGCUCCUCGAGGCUUCCUCGUUGAUUUCGGGAACGAAGGUCGUCGUUAUGGACGAGACGCUGGUUGCGUUCAUAGUUCACGAAGAGCCUCUAGACUUGGCUGCUGUGCUGGUUAAAUUGCAAUCGGGUUUACCAUCAUACAUGGUCCCAUCGCGAUUUAUUCGUGUCCCACAUAUUCCACUUAAUACUUCAGGGAAAGUGGACAAAGACAGAUUACUGGAGGAGUACAGUAGAACUAGAGACGAUUUCCUGCCCUCUGUGGCUAUUCAAAUGUCUGUGACGGAGGAGAAAGUGGCAUCGAUUUUCGGAAAACUUUUGAAUGUGAAAAAUGUGAAGCCUACGGACAAUUUUUUCACCAUUGGUGGACAUUCUCUGCUUCUCUUCGAGCUGAAGAACCAACUACUUACUGUAUUCAACAUGAACAUUGAAGUACAUGAACUCUUCACCAAUCUUACUGUACAGGAGGUGGCUAAGCUUAUCACACAACGGUACAAAGAAAGCCCUGACAAAAUCGACACCUCAAUCAUCAUAAAACUUCGUGAAACGCCGGAACCCAAAUUUAACAUUUAUUUAAUUCAUGCUGUGGGUGGAUCUGUAUUUCCAUAUUAUGCUUUUCUUCAAGUGUUUCCCAGAAAUGUCAACAUUUAUGCCAUCGAAUACCAACUGCAUUUCGAGGCCGACACAAUCAAAGGAACUGGCCGCAUUCUACGCAAAAGCGCUCACACAGGAGAUGUUAGACCUUUUCCAAUGGGCCAUUCGCUGGGAGGAACUGUGAGCAGGGAAAUCGUGACCGAAAUGAAGCUAUGGGGAUGGGAG
Ostertagia ostertagi is the source of this 2721-nucleotide messenger RNA. Lineage: Eukaryota; Metazoa; Nematoda; Chromadorea; Rhabditida; Trichostrongylidae. The record is from the annotation of a GenBank genome assembly.